UUCAAAGAACUGGCUGCCGACCUCUCACGUGCAGUCGAUCAGCCGCCAGUGAACGCGCCAGGUACCCACCAGGGUUCGCGUAUCCCGUACCCAUCGAUAUUCACGACGACCCCACAAGCUCGCAUCACCUCCCGACAUCACUCCAUCACAACCACCAUGUCGGUUCCCGGCCUUCUCCCAGGUCUGCAGCAACACUCCGAGGUCGCCGAACCGCCGACCGAGACCCAACACGAGCUCCAAGCGAAUCGCGAAUGGCGCUUCGAAGUAUCUCCCGGUAGCAGCAUCGAUGUUAAGCUCCUCCGCGGCACCGCAGAGAUCUUCGGAACUGAGCUACCUGUCGGCCACAAGUUCACAUUCACCAGCAUGAAGGCAGCGGUCUUCACUUGGAACGGAUGUACCAUCGAGGUUUCGGGCACGCCGAGCGUCGAGUACACGUCCGAUGAGACUCCGAUGAACGCUUAUGCCAAUACGCACUUCGCGCUGGAGAGGGCCCGUGGUGCUGCGUCGGAGUCACCGGUAGCCCAGGGACCGAGGGUCAUGAUCAUUGGGCCGCAGGAUGCAGGCAAAACUUCGCUACUGAAGAUGUUGACGGGGUAUGCAGUGCGGCAGGGUCGGAGGCCUGUGGUGGUCAAUUUAGACCCCAAGGAGGGCAUGCUCUCGCUUCCUGGCACGCUCACGGCAACGAGUUUCUCGACCAUCAUGGAUGUCGAGGAAGGGUUCGGAACCAGUCCUACCAGUGGCCCCAGUCCAGUCCCCGCGAAGCUACCACUGGUGUACUAUUACGGUCUCGAGAACCCCGACGCCAACCAGAGGCUGUACAAAUCCCUCGCAUCGCGGCUGGCCCUCGCCGUGUCGUCGAAGCUCUCGGAGAACGACGCAAACCGCAUCUCCGGAUGCAUCAUCGACACCUCGGGGUUUAUAGCGCAGGCCUCGGGCUACGACAUGGUGCAGCAUAUUGUGGCGGAGUUCCAGGUGGAUACGUUGCUGGUCCUUGGCUCGGAGCGCUUGUACAGCGAUAUGUGCAGACGCUUCCAGGAUCGCCCCAGAAAUCCGGUCGCCGUUGUCAAGCUGCAGAAGUCUGGUGGGUGUGUGGAUCGUGAAGAGGCGUUCAUGAAGCAGGCUAGGGAAACAGCCAUCAGGGAGUACUUCUUCGGCGAGCCGAAGAGGACCUUGUCACCGUACACCAUGACUGUGGGACUGGACGACGUGAAAAUCUGGCGCGUCGGGACCGCGAGCACCCUGGGCGCUGAGCUCCUUCCAGCCGGCGAAGAGCUGAAGCAGCCAUUAUACACGCGCGUCGAAGCGUCAAUACUUAUCCAGCACUCCGUGAUGGCAGUUGUGCAUGCCAACUUGGAUGAUCCAGAAGAGGUUCUGGCCGAGAGCACGGUGAUGGGCUUCGUCUACGUUGCUUCGGUCGAUGAUCAGAAACGCUUUAUGAAGAUCCUCGCUCCUGUCAGUGGACGGUUACCACCCAACCCGCUGAUUGUAUCCUCGUUCCCCGAGCCAACCUUUAGUCUGGUUGGAUAGAGGUACGGCUACAGCAAGCAGAUCAGCCAAUUCACUCAUGAAUAAACAGUGACUGUGAAACAUCUAUUGCCAUUCAUUAUGUCCUUUAAGUUUAUCGUGAAAACAUGUAUGUAAGUAUCUAUAUCCAC
This is a messenger RNA of Tricharina praecox, 1655 nucleotides long. RefSeq names its product Pre-mRNA cleavage complex II protein Clp1-domain-containing protein. Gene Ontology annotation, molecular function: polynucleotide 5'-hydroxyl-kinase activity. The record is from RefSeq and is a predicted model, not a curated record. Gene Ontology annotation, biological process: tRNA splicing, via endonucleolytic cleavage and ligation. The transcript is spliced from 4 exons. The coding region runs from base 157 to 1527 and encodes 456 amino acids. Gene Ontology annotation, cellular component: mRNA cleavage factor complex; nucleus. Lineage: Eukaryota; Fungi; Ascomycota; Pezizomycetes; Pezizales; Pyronemataceae.